Mesocricetus auratus (golden hamster) is the source of this 930-nucleotide messenger RNA. Its product is annotated as vomeronasal type-1 receptor 4-like. Gene Ontology annotation, cellular component: membrane. The record is from RefSeq and is a predicted model, not a curated record. The transcript has a single exon. Gene Ontology annotation, molecular function: pheromone receptor activity. Lineage: Eukaryota; Metazoa; Chordata; Mammalia; Rodentia; Cricetidae. The coding region runs from base 10 to 930 and encodes 306 amino acids. Gene Ontology annotation, biological process: G protein-coupled receptor signaling pathway.
AGUCACAGAAUGGACUUCUGGAAUCUGGCCAUCAGAAUUAUUUCCUUAUCACAAACUACAGCUGGAAUUCUGGGAAAUUUUUCUGUAAUUUUCUACUAUUUUGUCCUAUACAGCAGAGAAUGCACAUUAAAGCCCACAGAUGUGAUUCUGGUGAAUGUAAUGUCAGCUAAUGCCUUGAUCAUUCUCUCUACAGGAGUGCCACAAACAAUAGCAGUUUGGGGAUUUAAGCAUUUCUUGAAUGAGUUUAGAUGCAAACUCCUAUUGUAUGUCCAAGGAUUGGGUAGGAGUGUGUCCAUUAGCACCAUCUGCCUCUUAAGUGUCUUCCAGGCCUUGACCAUUAGUCCCAGGAAGGUCAAACUUAAGAAGUACACCAGUUGGAAUGUCUUCCUCAUCUGGAUCCUGUACAUGUUCAUAAAUUUUAUUCAUUUUGCAUACACAAUUGUCAACAGGAAUAUCAAAAAUGUGACACAAAAACAAGAUUUUGGGUACUGCUCUGCAGGGAGGGACCAAAUUGGCGAUUCACUCUAUGCAACAUUGGUGGUUUGCCCUGAAAUCUUUUUCUCUGUGAUCAUGGUCUGGUCCAGUGGAUCCAUGAUUGCCAUUCUGUACAGGCACAAGCAGAGGGUCCAAUACAUCCGCAGCACAAAUGGUUUGAGCAGAAACUCCCCUGAGUACAGAGUCACCCAAAACAUUCUAAUCUUAGUGUCCAUCUUUUUGGCUUUUUACACUCUCUCCUCCUUCCUAAGAGUCUGCAUUUGUUAUAUAAAUAGUCACAAUUGGAGGCUGGUGAACAUCAACCGUCUUACCUCUCUGUGUUUUCCAUCAUUUGGACCCUUUGUUCUCAUGAAUCAUUACUCUCUUAUGUCCAGACACUGUUUGGGCUUCAUAAGGAAUAAAAAUCAUUUAAUCUCAUUUCAAGAAAGGAAAUGA